AAUGUGCGGCGGCGGGAAGUGAAAUAGACGUGAAGAUGGCGGCGCCUGUGAGACAAUAUGGGCUUAUUUUGCCCAAGAAGGCAAAGCAGGACAUCGCAACACUGUCCAAACCAUCUAUUUUUGGGGAUUCCGAUGAUGAGACAUCAGUGGGUGAGAGCCUUCAGAAAGAGGCGCUGAAGAAGAGAGUAAUGAAACAGACAAAAUUGGAAAUGCAAAAGGCUCUGGAAGAAGAUUCCACGGUGUACGAAUAUGACAACAUCUAUGAUGACCUUCAGCAGAAGAAGAUCGAAGGCAACGCCAAGUUACUGUCUGGUGCAAAUAAAAAGCCCAAGUACAUCGAAAGCUUGAUGAAAGCCGUCGGAGAACGAAAAAAGGAGCAAGAGAGAAGGAUGGAGCGGAAGAUCCAAAAGGAACGAGAAGCUGAAGGGGAAAUGUACGUGGACAAAGACGCUUUUGUCACGUCCGCCUACAAAAAGAAGCUUCAGGAGCAAGCGGAGGAGAAAGAACUGGAGCGCAGAGAAGCAGCCAUAGAAGCUUCGUUGGACGUGACUAAGCAGAAGGACCUCAGCGGUUUCUACCGACACCUCUUGAAUCAAACGGUGGGCGAGGAAGCGAUGCCAGAGUGCAGCAUUCGUGGGAUUAAAAGUAUGAAGGAAGAAAAGCCAAGAGGCUAUUCCGAUGAGCCAGACUCUAAGAAUUUUGUCAACAGGUCAAGGGAGUCCAACUCCGAAGGCAAGGACAAUAGGAACCUGGAUGCAGACAGCGACCUUGAGGUUGACAGUGAUGAUGAAGGCGAAACUAAGGAUAACAGAAAACUGGCGUUCAAGCAGAAAAGGGACAGCAAGAGCUCGGAGGUCAACGAAGAGAAGUCAAGGAGCCGCCAGUACAGAAGGCAUGUAGAGUCGUCUAGUGAGGAGGAGGAGGAGGAGGAAGAAGAGGGUCGUCAGCGCCAGAGUCAGUCAAACAAAGAUAAGAGCGAGAAAAGUAAAAGCCAUUCGAAAAGCUCCCGGGAUGAUGAUAGGGAAAGAAACCGCAGAAGCGGAGAAAGUCUGAGCUACAAGGAGUCCAGCCACGACCAGGAAAAGUACAGAGAGAGAGAUCACGAUCGAAAAGAGAGAGAACGGAACAAAUAUGAGGACAGUAGAGAUCGCAAGAGAGACCGAGAGGAAAGGCAUAAGGAUAAAGAUUACAACAGUAGAAGAGACGAGAGGCACAGAGACCAUGGGGGAGAGAAACCAAAAGAGAGGGAAGAACGAGGAAGAGACGAAAAACAGAGGGAGCGAGACAGAGCCAAGAGGGACGAGAGCAGGAGGGGAGAAAAACACAGGGACCAAGAUAGAGAAGACAAAACCAAAGAAAAGGAAGAGCGUGUAAAGGAGAAGGGAAGAGAGGCCUACGAGCGACGGGAGAGAUACAAAAGCAGCGAGGGGAGAGACGAUAGCUCCUCGCGGUCAACGGAGAAGGAGCGGUCGAGGAAAAGUGACCACAAGAGAUACAGAUCCGAAGAAAAGGAGAGCAAUGAAGACAAGACCGCCGGGUCCAGAAAUACAGACAAAGAGAAAGAGGGCGAGAUUCCUGACUUGCCGUGCGAGCAAAAGCCCAGCGACGGACCCCAGAAGAAGCCAAUCGAAACCGAGGCCGCCCAGCAGUUGAGCAAAUUUGCCAAGCGCAGCAACGAGGAGACAAUCACGUCUGCAAAAGAGCGAUACCUGGCCCGGCAAAUCAACCGAGCUUCGAAAAAGUCAUAUAUCGAGCUGGAGGAAAACGAGUAAUAAUAUUAUUGCGGCUGCUGCCGACAGAAAUCGAAAUAUAUAAAUAAUUGAUUCAAUAAAAGAUCUUUUUUCCUCCUUCUCUCCCCCCGCCCCUACCAUCCCUACCCUUCCAUGCCCCCGAUAAUCCUUCCGACACUAAGACCAAUGUUAUAAAGGAGAAUUUCAUCCUAAUGAAAAUGCAAAGGUAUUUUCCAGACUUCAGCUGUGUCGAUGGAUUACCUGGAGUUUUAAAAACCUGGUUGUGUUUAUAUUUGUUAAAGAUUGUAGUGUGCUUUUUUUUUAAACUAAAAAAGAAAGGAAAAAAAUAUAUGCCCUGGUCUGAUUGAAUGGACGGUGACGGUUUUGGAGAUUCUAUUGUAAAAUUGUCUAGAAGCGGUGUGAAAUAUGGGUGUUUAAAAGAGUUUUAUAUCCAGUGUAAAAAGUAACGUCAGCAAGCCGGAAAGUCCCGUUGCUUUAAAGCUUUCCGUUAAGUAAAAUACUAUAAUUUCACUUUACAAAAGCUUUCAUCUCCUGCAUACUUCAUAGUAACGGGCCACUGCAGUCAAUACUUGUGCGUAUUGGUGACAUAUGGUUAUUAUUGUGCGAAUGAUGUAAUGCUUCUGAUUUAAUCUAUUCGUGCUGAGUUGCAUUAAAUACUGCUGACUUUUACAAGUA
Callorhinchus milii (elephant shark) is the source of this 2426-nucleotide messenger RNA. It is a transcript of the gene nsrp1, whose product is annotated as nuclear speckle splicing regulatory protein 1. The transcript has 7 exons. Bases 36 to 1772 code for a protein of 578 amino acids. The record is from RefSeq and is a predicted model, not a curated record. Lineage: Eukaryota; Metazoa; Chordata; Chondrichthyes; Chimaeriformes; Callorhinchidae. Gene Ontology annotation, biological process: regulation of alternative mRNA splicing, via spliceosome.